This is a messenger RNA of Penicillium griseofulvum, 3600 nucleotides long. Its product is annotated as putative histone deacetylase complex subunit (Hos4). Gene Ontology annotation, molecular function: protein binding. The record is from RefSeq and is a predicted model, not a curated record. NCBI's taxonomy places the organism in Eukaryota, Fungi, Ascomycota, Eurotiomycetes, Eurotiales, Aspergillaceae. The transcript has 2 exons. Bases 1 to 3600 code for a protein of 1199 amino acids.
AUGAGUGAUGUCGAGGCAGUCUCUUUACCAGCUGCCCUGGACGUCGGUCAGAAUAGGCUUGCUACGGUAAAGCCAGACCCUGCUGGUCCUUCAUCACCGACCAAAGCUCGUGCAGAUUCCCAUUCACGGGUAGACAGAGAUGGAUCGACGCGUGUAUUUUCAGAAGGAGAGGAGGAUGGGCCUCCUAGUCCUAGGGCGGAUUCAGAGGCAGAGACAAUAAUUCAAUCAGGUCGAGAAUCCUUGUCACCGGAGAAGAAAAGAAAGCAUAUAAAGCACGAUCCGAGCCGUCAUGAACCUAACGGAAUCGAUGGACACCAGCGAAAGAAACCACGUGUGUUCGGCGACACCCGAGAACGCGAACGGGAGCAGGAACGAAGCCCUCCUUCUCCAAGGCACCGAGCAAUUUCGCCGUCGGUGGUCAAGAUCGAAAAGGUCGAUGACUCUCAGAUGUCAGAAACGGAAAGCGUUGCCAAUGGAAUCGCCCGUGCGUCAGAGAGACCUCGUGCCUUCCGUAAGCGAAGCUCAAGCGACAGUGCCGAGGAACAACGAGAUCGUCGUCGCGCACACUCCCACGCAGCAUCCCAUCCUGUGCGGGAACUUAAACAUACCAAUAAUACGCGCCUAUCCAGGCCACCAUCCGACUCGCGAUCGCUAUCACCCAGUCGACCAUCUCACCAACGAUCUGCUUCAGGAUCUCAAUUACCGACAAAGAAAAAGGCGCCAACCCCUCUGCUCACAGGAUCUGGGAGACAUAGCUCGGAAGAUAGACAAUCGACGUCCUCCUCGCAGAGCGGUUCUCCAUUGCCGGGAGCGCAUCUGCGGAAGCUUGGCUCUGGAGUCGGUGCGUCCGCGUCGCCUGCUAAGCAAAUGGGACCGAAGAAGUUGCGCGACAAGAGUGGCCGGACUCCUCUUGCACGGGCGUGCGCGGACCGGAAACAUGAUCAAGUGAUGAUGCGCCAUGCCGAACGACCAGAAGACAUUAAUAUUCCCGAUAAUGCAGGCAAUACCCCCUUGCAGAUUGCAUCGCUUGCUGGAGAAGCCGAAAUCGUCAAGUUCCUGCUAGAGGCAGGCUGCGAGAUUAACACGAAAAACAUUGACAAAGACACCCCAUUGAUUGAUGCUGUGGAGAACGGGAAUGUGGAGGUGGUUAAACUUCUGCUUGAUGCAGGUGCAAACCCACGAACUGUGAACGCCGAAGGCGAUGAGCCCUUCGAGCUGGUUCCGUCCUUUGUAGAUGAUGACGAGUAUGAAGAGAUGAGGAAAGCGCUUGCUGACGCUAAGGCUAAUUUGCGCCCUGGUCGACGCUCAGAGGAACAUACGAGACCAGAGAGUAAGGAACCUUCUUCACGACGGGCGUCAGCAGCCAGAGGAUCCGCAGCUAGCCCCCGAGAUUCACCUCCGAUGCGCAGCCCCCCUCCGGUGGGCGCGUCAAAUCGACGAAAGGGUGGGCGAAGCGAAGCCACGCGGAAUGAUCUCCUGUGGACGAAACCCACAUUCGAGAACCUUAGAGAGUUUGCUGCCAAAGGCGAUGAGGCUGGGGUGGUCAGCAUUUUGAACAUUCUGCAGAAAGCCGACAAUGCUUCUUUAAUUGCCGCAGCAAAGGGUGGACAUCAUGAUGUCCUCUCUCUUUUGUACGCGAUGGGCAAUGCAGAUGCGGAUCCAAACCCUCUACGCGGUCAAAAACCUGGAUAUAACACACCCAUGCUUGCUGCGAUUGGUCGAGGCAAUAGCGCUGUUAUCCAACUCAUCCUAAACCAACCCGGCUUCAAUCCCACGCGACGAUUGUUUGAAGACAGAACAUAUUUCGAACUGUCUCGGGGCCGACAGGGUGAGAACUGGGAGGACGAGUAUCAGAUUCUGAAGGAAGCGUAUGAAAGGUUUGCAGGUUCAGACAAGGGUCGCAAAGACGACUCCCCCCGCCGUGCUCGAAAAGAGAAGGAGGAUAAACGCGCGCCACGCAGAGGGUCUUCCUCCCCAGUCGCGCGCAAAAAAAUCAACACCAGUCCUAAUUCCAGCAGACAUCGCGAUUCUUUGAAAGACAUGGACUCAAUCAAAGAACAACGUCGUCAAAAAGAGCACGAUUCAUCACGAGCACCAGAUUCCUCUAAGCCCAAACCUUCGUUAUCCGCCAGACGAGACAGCGAGUCUAGUGGAAUGACACCCAACGAAGACAUCCGAAAAAGACGACUCAUUGCUGGACGUCGCCCCCAGGAGCGUAGGCCAAGUAUUUUUUCGUCUGAUUCGCUCUCUGGACGUGAAGAGGUCCCGAAACCCCGUGUUGAUACAGCCACCGACAACACAUUGUCUUUGAAGCGUAUUCGCGCUGAUGGAUCCCCAGAACGAUCUCGUUCACGUGGCACGGAUGGUGAUCGCUUAUCUCCCGAGUCGCGUAAAAAGAAGAGACGCGUUGCGUCCGAAGACAAGCCUUCCAGUGCCGCACAUGGUGCACCAAGACAACCUGAUGAUGCUAGCAAACCCCCUCCUCGCCGACCCUACGAGGAGUCUACCCGACCUGCCGAACCUCAACCACACAAAUCCACCGACGCUUCCAAGAAACCCCCAACCCGCCCAACCUCGCCCCAUCGUGAUCCCGUUAAAAAGAAUGGCGAUAUGAAGAAGGAAUCGAACGAUCCAAGAACUGACAUCACGGAAGACAAACUGGCCGUUACGAAACGUAUCGAGGCUGAAUCACAUGAGCGUCGACGAGCCCAGGCCAAGAAGGCGCAAGAGGAGCGUGCCGCGAACGAAAAGCGCAUCGCAGACGAAGCUGAACGCGAUCGACUUGCCAAAGAAGAAGCCGAACGGGUGGCGGCUCAGGUCGCUCACGAUAAAGCCGAGGAGGAAGAUCGCAAACGCAAAGAGGCUGAGCAACGACGCGUCAAACAAGUCGAAGAUGACCGUUUGAAGCGGUUGGAGCAAGAACGUGCUCGAGCUGCCAAAAUGCGCCGUGACCGGGAGGCCGCAGAGCACCGACGCCGUGAGGCUCUUCCCAGUCGCCUUCGUGUUGCAGCAAACCUCGUGGGUUCCAACAAUCCCCGGGCGAAAAGCCAUGACUGGCUCAAGUCUUUCAUGCCUCUUGUUACCGCUCUCACCCGUCAACUCGAUCCUAGCUGUGGUGUGGAUGUCGCAGACGAGAAGUGGAUCCCAAAUUACUUGGUUGCGCCUCUUCUGGCUACCAAUGAUCUUCAACUUUCGCAAUACGCCAGCUGGGAGAAGCGAAAGGCGACACCGACUCAACGUGUGAAUCUGUGGCGAGUCACCCGUCGCAUGUUGACCCAUACAGACGAUCUUGGAUUCCAAAGUUCGAGCAUCGGACAGAUCAUGCAGAAGGAUUGUGACACGCGCCCCAAGUAUUUCGAGAUGGAACAUGUCUUCUGGAUCCGACUUUCUGAUUUCACAGACCUCGUCCCACACGUCCCUCACCUGCACGGCCUAGAACUGCAGUUCUUGAACAUGCACGUCGAUCCGGAGCCGCCCAUGGCUAGCGCGGGUUUUAGCACUCCUCAACUCAACGGCCACGGCCCGGGAGCCUCAGUCGAAACCAACGGGACUGCGCCCCUCAAUGGAUAUGGCCCUUCUCGGUCUAGUACAUAUGUCUAG